Messenger RNA from Fulmarus glacialis (Northern fulmar), 399 nucleotides. RefSeq names its product phosphoinositide-interacting regulator of transient receptor potential channels (gene PIRT). Gene Ontology annotation, biological process: phosphatidylinositol-mediated signaling; positive regulation of cation channel activity. The transcript has a single exon. The record is from RefSeq and is a predicted model, not a curated record. Gene Ontology annotation, molecular function: transmembrane transporter binding; phosphatidylinositol bisphosphate binding. Bases 1 to 399 code for a protein of 132 amino acids. NCBI's taxonomy places the organism in Eukaryota, Metazoa, Chordata, Aves, Procellariiformes, Procellariidae.
AUGGAAAUUCCCCCCAAGAGCCCUGACGGGAGUGAGAAAUCUCCUCAGUCCAAGGAGCUGCUGACCAGUAACACGGCCAGCACCCUCUGCAUCAGCUCCCGGAGCGAGUCUGUCUGGACCAGCGCAUCCAGAAGCAAGUGGGAUAUAUACCACAAGCCCGUCAUUGUGGUGUCUGUCGGAGCAGCUGUCUUCCUCUUCGGGAUGGUCAUCACCAGCCUGUCUUGCAUCCAAAGCAAGAACAAAAAGGUUUACAAAAUGUGUGGCCCGGCUUUUCUAUCCUUGGGACUGAUGCUCCUCGUUUGCGGCCUUGUCUGGAUCCCCAUCAUCCGAAAGAAGCAGAAGCAGAGACAGAAGUCACAGUUUCUUCAGAGCCUCAAGUCCUUCUUCUUUAACCGCUGA